Messenger RNA from Myotis daubentonii (Daubenton's bat), 6099 nucleotides. It is a transcript of the gene TPO, whose product is annotated as thyroid peroxidase. The record is from RefSeq and is a predicted model, not a curated record. Gene Ontology annotation, cellular component: membrane. Gene Ontology annotation, biological process: response to oxidative stress; thyroid hormone generation. Lineage: Eukaryota; Metazoa; Chordata; Mammalia; Chiroptera; Vespertilionidae. Gene Ontology annotation, molecular function: calcium ion binding; heme binding; iodide peroxidase activity.
GGUUCAUCCCCUUCUCCCCCUCUUCCCUCUGAGGUUUGACGGUCUGAUCGAUGCUUCUAAGUCUCUGGAUCUAUUUUUGUUCAUCAGUUUAUGUUGUUCAUUAUAUUCCACAAAUGAGUGAGGUCAUGCGAUAUUUAUCUUUCUCGGACUGGCUUAUCUCGCUUAGCAUAAUGCUCCCCAGGUCCCUCCAUACUGUUGCAAAUGGUGAAAUGUCUUUCUUUUUUUACAGCAGUGCAGUACUCCAUUGUGUGGAUGUACCAUAGUUUUUAACCCACUCAUCUGCUGAGGGCACUUAGGCUGUUUCCAAAUCUUAGCUACUGUCAACUGCGCUGCUGUGGACAUAGGAGAGCCUUGACUGUAUGAUACCACCUGAGUGACCUGUAUUUGCAAGCAGCUUUGUCAGCAUCGGACACCAAGGAUUAGAAUAAUGACACGGCAUGGGAAGAGCAAGAAUAACUUUUUGUUCCCAGAAAUGCUGGGUGCUCAAUGCACCACCCCUGAACUCCAGUGGAUGGGAAGGUUCAGGUUCCCAGUUAUUGAAAACGAAUCUGUUAAGUACCCUGUCCGCACAUCUGUCUUUAAAAACAUGAACAUCUGUAGCUACAGUCACAGCUUAAAUAGCUGAAAAAUGGCCCUGUAUAUCGACGCCCUAUGAACCUCUCCUGGCUGUUCAUUUUUACUUGGAUGAUUGGGGUCUAGACUCACUUUCUUAUUAGUCGCUCCCCGUGACAUCAUUGAAUUUGCAUAGUCACGUAAUCAUUUCAGUUAAGAAAGGGAGCUUAGUGCUUCUACUUAGAAAAGUGAUAUCAAAGAAAGCUGUUUGAGACCCAGUAUAUUUCUAGUCAUAAAUAUUUUUUUUCUGAUGUGAAAAAUACAACACAUUCUUUACAAUGGCUGCUUGUGUGAAUAAUGGGAAUUUGGCCAGAUUUAAAUGUCUCUUGUUCGGUAUAGGAAUGUCUUUCCCCCGUGGUGGCUGUUCCCUGUUCCACAUGCUGCUGAGUUGAGGGAGCCCUACGCCCGUGUGCCUGGCCGUCUGCAUUCCCGUGGUGGAGCCCACGGGUGGAGAGCCGUCCCUGCAGCGUGUCCUGCGUGUAGGUUGGAUUUCCUGUGCCCGGAGCUCUGAGCACCUGGUCGCUGCCGCCACCUGCUUCCACCUCCAGCCUCCACGCCGUGCCCAGACCACAGACCCGCCUGGCCCACCCACAAGCCCCCCUUCCUCUCCUUCCCCCCCAGGAUCUCGGGAGCACACGGAGCUUCUGUUAUUUAGACCAUUGGAAUGAAUACUUAUUUGAAGUGUGGAUGCGUUUUGGGGACACCCUGUACAUACCAGUUGAAUCAAUAAAUAUUUAUCUGAACGGAAGGUACAUUUCAAUAUCCAUUUUACAAGUCAACGUAACUGUUCAUGGUAGAACAUAAUUUUGUCCUGUGGAAUAUUAUUAUCCUUCAUGAUUCAGGCGCGUCUGAGCUCCUGCUGGGAGCCAGGCUCUGAGCUGGGACUGGACGAGACGGGAGCCCCGGACGGAGGCCCGGGCCGGACGCCCAGGAGCCGCGCGGGAUCUGUCCUCCCGGAGGAAGCCGCCAGGACCCACGGCUGUUUCCCCUUGAACCCGAUUCAACGUAUAAGGGAAAUCAUAUGGCACUUGGCUAGGUCCAUCCAUGUUAUUGAAAUGCUCGUCCUUGAGACGUGGUCAGACAGCACAGGCGUCUCGGGAAAGUCCUCUGGGGCUUCGCUCCUGGCUCACCAAACGCUGAUGCUCAGCACAGGACACAGGAGCGAGGCCCUCAGGUCCGGAACGAGCCUGGAGCGCAGAGCCCGCCUGGCAUCGCUAGCAUCAUCCCUCGGCAAUUCACCUUCCGGAAAGGCAGUUUGCUUUGGUCCGACCCCCAGGUGGUGCCGAGCGUGGCCAGAGGCUCCGCCUUUCGGCCCAUAGACGCCUGGCACGGACACCGGCCGGACUCUGGUCGCCCAGGGACGGGCCACUCAGCGCGGCCACUUGAGCGGGCGCCGGAGCGCAGAGCCAGCUUAUAGGGGAGCAGCCAGGCCCCGGAGCAGACGCGGCUGAGGUUCGUGGCUCAGACCAGCUGCGGCCACGGGAGCUCCGGUCCUCACGCUCACCUCCGGGCUCAGAAGAGGAGAGAAGAAUGGGCGCGCCGGCCGCCCUGGGCGUCACGCUGGCCGUGGCCUGCAGCCUCCUGUUCUUCCCGGUCCGGAAGGGCCAGGCCCUCGGGGGGAAGUCCAAGGACUCGCACGCGCUCAGCAUUUUGGAGGAGAGCCGGCGCCUGGAGGACGCGGCCACCCACAGCACGAGGGAGAGAAACCUCAAGAAAAGAGACAUCAUUUCUCCAUCUCGGCUCCUGUCUUUUCCCAAACUCCCUGAACCAACAAGCCGAGCUUUUUCCCGAGCGGCAGAGCUCAUGGAGACGUCCGUGUGGGCAACGAGCAGAAGGGUGAACCUGAGGCAGUCACAGCCUCCAACAGAUGCUCUGUCGGGGGAGCUGCUGAGCACCAUGGCCAACGUGUCGGGGUGCCUGCCCCACACGCUGCCCCCGCAGUGUCCGGACACCUGCCUGGCCGACAAGUACCGGCUCAUCACGGGAGCCUGCAACAACAGAGACCAUCCCCGAUGGGGCGCCUCCAACACAGCCCUGGCCCGGUGGCUGCCGCCUGCUUACGAAGAUGGCAUCAGCGAGCCCCGAGGCUGGAACCCCCACUUCUUAUACAACGGGGUUCCCCUGCCCCCGGUCCGGGAGGUGACACGGCAGGUCCUCCACGUUGCCAACGAGGCGGUGCGGGAGGACGGCCAGUACUCGGACAUGCUGGUGGCCUGGGGGCAGUACAUCGCCCACGACAUCGCCUUCACGCCGCAGAGCCCCAGCGCCUGCCCGCGGGCCUGCGAGAACCGGGGCCCCUGCUUCCCCAUCCAGCUCCCCGCCUCCGCCGCCCAGGCCACCGGCGCCUCCUGCCUGCCCUUCUACCGCUCGACGGCGGCCUGCGGCAGCGGGGCCUGGGGCGCCCUGGUGGGCAGCCCGUCCCCGGGGAACCCGCGGCAGCAGGUGAACGGGCUGACCUCCUUCCUGGACGCGUCCACCGUGUACGGCAGCUCCCCGGCCGCCGAGCAGCAGCUGCGGAACCGGACCAGCGCGGAGGGGCUGCUGCGGGUCAACCAGCGCCACAGCGACCAUGGCCGCGCCCACCUGCCCUUCGUCUCGCCCCGCGCGCCCCGGGCCUGUGCCCCCGAGCCCGGCGCCCCGGGCCGCGCGCCCUGCUUCCUGGCGGGGGACAGCCGGGCCAGCGAGGUCCCCGCCCUGACGGCCCUGCACACGCUGUGGCUGCGAGAGCACAACCGCCUGGCGGCCGCGCUCAAGGCCCUCAACCCGCACUGGAGCGCAGACACCGCCUACCAGGAGGCGCGCAAGGUGGUGGGCGCCCUGCACCAGAUCAUCACCUUGCGGGAUUACGUCCCCAAAAUCCUGGGCCCCCAGGCUUUCGGGCAGCACGUGGGCCCCUACGAGGGCUACGACUCCGCCGUGGACCCCACGGUGUCCAACGUGUUCACCACGGCCGCCUUCCGCUUCGGCCACGCCACGGUCAGCCCGCGGGUGCGGCGGCUGGACGCCAACUUCCAGGAGCUCCUGCCCCCCCUGCUGCUGCGCGACGCCUUCUUCAGCCCCUGGAGGGUCCUUGACGAAGGAGGCGUGGACCCCCUGGUGCGGGGCCUCCUGGCCAGGCCGGCCAAGCUGCAGGCGCAGGGCCAGCUGGUGAGCGAGGAGCUGACGGAGAGGCUCUCCGUGCUGGCGCCCGCCGGGACCUUCGACCUGGCGUCGCUGAACCUGCAGCGGGGCCGGGACCACGGGCUGCCAGGGUACAACGCCUGGCGGGAGUUCUGCGGGCUGCCCAGGCUGCACACCCGGGCUGACCUCGGCAGCGUCAUUGCCAACGGCAGCAUUGCCGACCGGAUCAUGCGCCUGUACCAGCACCCGGACAACGUGGACGUCUGGCUGGGCGGCCUGGCUGAGGACCCGCUGCCGGGCGCGCGGACGGGGCCCCUGUUCGCCUGCCUCAUCGGGAGGCAGAUGAAGGCCCUGAGGGACGGCGACCGGUUUUGGUGGGAACACGCCGGGGUGUUCACGGAGGCGCAGAGGCGGGAGCUGGGGACGCACUCCCUGUCGCGGGUCAUCUGUGACAACACGGGCCUCUCCCGCGUGCCCGCCGACGCCUUCCGCGCGGCCACCUUCCCCCAGGACUUCACGCCGUGCGAGGGCGUCCCCGGCCUGAGCCUGGAGGCCUGGAGGGAGGCCCCCCCAGAGGACGCGUGUGGCCCCCUGGAGCGUGUGGCAAACGGGGACUCCGUGCUGUGCGGGCCCCCAGGGCGGCGUGUGCUCGUGUUCUCCUGCCUGCGCGGGUUCCGGCUGCAGGGGCCCCAGCAGCUCGCCUGCUCCCGCCAGGGCCGCGACGACCAGCCCCCCGUGUGCAAAGACAUUAAUGAGUGUGAAGACGAGUGGGGGCCACCCUGCCAGGCGCCCGCCCGGUGCAGGAACACCCAGGGCGGCUUCCGGUGUGAGUGCUCGGAGCCGUACGUGCUGGGAGACGACGGGCGGACCUGUGUAGACUCCGGGAGGCUCCCGAAGGCGUCCUUGGUGUCCAUCGCGCUGGGCGCCCUGCUGGUCUGCGUCCUGGCAGCCGCCACCUGGACGGUGAUUUGCAGGUGGUCCUCGGUGACGGAGCCUGCGUCCCCACAUUGUGAUGACUGUUCCUGGGAAGCUGCUCUGUGACGAUGAGGACGACUCGGCCACGGCCACCAGCCUCCCCUCUGGUGUCUGCAGAGGAGCCAAGGCGGGGAGAUGACCCUCAGGCUCCUCACCACCCGUCAGCGAGCGGAGGGCGGCUCCGUGUGUCGGGGUCACUCCCACUGAGCCCCGUGCCGGCCUCAGGACCAGGGACCCGUCGGUGCCAGCCUCGUGCCCUCUGCUCACGGGGUGGUGUGGGUCCCUGGGGGCUGGACUUCUGCCUCGGACACUGUGCUAACGAACAAGUAAGAAGCCAGCACCACCCCCCCUCCCGCCCACGGGUCCCGGAGUAACCACGCGUCGUGGCUCGGAGUCCUCAGCGUGUAACUGGGCCACGCGUGGCCAUCAGGGGUAACAGCUCCGUGAGCAGCCCUGGAGGUCACCCUGGUGGUCACCGUGCCGCCCUUGGCUGGCGGAGGGAUCCUCGGGUGCCCGCGUGGAGGGAAUUGGCGCCACAGCAAAUUAAGGUUCAAAGAGAGGUGACCACACAGUCACAGGCGACCCUGUGGCAGCCGCUGGCCGCUCAGUGGACAAACUGCCCCCAGAGCCCAAUGUCCACGUGGGCUGCUGUCCUCAUAAACCCAUUCGGGACGCAUGCACUGUCCAGGGGGAGGACCGAGGCUGGGUGUCCCGGGACAAGACUGGCCUUCCCUUCAUGACACAGGCAGGCGGCGCCACCUGGUGGCCGAUGUGGGGAGCGCAGGCAUGGCCGGGGCAUCCUGACCCAGGGCCUGACCUCCUGCCCAUCAUGUCCCCUCCUGUCCCCACCGGCCUCUUCCCGGAGACACGGCGCCACCUUGUCACUCAGCCGCCAGCCCCUCCGGGUCCGGCCGGUUCACGGCUGUCAGCGCCAGGAGAGUCCUCUGUGACGAGAGGAUACCGUUACCAUAUGCACAGGGUCCGACACUGAGAUUGAAAGGAAAACAAGGAUCAGUCCGUGAAACAUUUAAGCUGCUGGAUGAUUUAGCUUUAACACAACUGCCGAUAGAGUUUAUGUCUGUCUUUUUUUAGACGCCUCUAGGGCCUAACGGUCAAAUUUUGUUUUAACGGAAUAUUCUUUAAAUCGUUUUGAAUUUGUUUUUAAUUUGGAGAAAGAACAGUCUGGAUCUGUGGACGCAGCAACACAAAUUGUGAAAAACAAAAGUAAAGGUCUUAUUAAAAAUGGCAUCAUUAACUUUUUCUCACCACAGUCGUCUGAGAGCUUUCACUUCUGUUCGCAUUUCACGUGGUUGUACCUUGUGGUGGAGAAAAGAGCAUUAUUAAAGCGUCAUCCCUUUAGAAAGAAAAAGAUGACUGUGCACGUUCUGCAUU